This is a messenger RNA of Peronospora matthiolae, 1152 nucleotides long. The record is from the annotation of a GenBank genome assembly. Lineage: Eukaryota; Oomycota; Peronosporomycetes; Peronosporales; Peronosporaceae.
AUGCGGGUUCUGCAGAUUGUACGUCGCCUCUCGUCUGCGCAAGCGCUUUCCACGCUCCGACACUCGGUCCAAAGCGCUCUGCCUUCAGUUCCCAGUCGUACGAUCGCUGCCGGGUGUGCGUCCACGACUUUCUCCCGUACCUUUAGCACGAAUCUUUUCGACAACGAGGACGACGACGACGAGUAUUCGUUCAUCGAGUAUCCGCCUGUUUCUGCCCACGUCCAGAAACAGGCCCCUCGCUUUACUGCGAAAGCAGUUGUUAAUGAGGAAAUUACUGCCGUGUCCCUCGAGUCGUUUAUUGGCCAAUAUGUAGUGCUCUUUUUCUACCCCAAAGAUUUUACUUACGUGUGUCCGACGGAGAUUAUCGCGUUUAAUGACCGGGUGGAGGACUUCCGAGCACUCAACACGCAACUCAUUGCCGUGUCCUGCGACUCGCCCGAGAGUCAUUUGGCAUGGACUCGACUGCCUCGUAAUAAGGGCGGACUAGGCAAAAUGGACAUUCCCAUUGUCUCGGACAUUACCAAGCUCAUUUCGGCCAAAUACGGCGUGCUGGUGGAACAGGAUGGAGUAGCUCUACGUGGACUCUUUAUCAUGGACAAACAAGGAGUCUUGCAGCAGAUUACGAUCAACAACAUGCCCAUUGGCCGCAGUGUCGACGAGACGCUGCGUCUGAUUAAAGCUCUGCAGUUUGUAGAGGAGCAUGGAGAAGUGUGUCCAGCUAAUUGGCAGCCAGGAGGGAAGACGAUCAAGGCGACUCCGACGAGUAGCUACGAGUACUUUUCGUCGAUCAAGGAAGCUGCCGAGGACGACGACGACGAGGCGGCAUCUUCUGCCUUGACGCUCGUGAAGAAUAAGGCACAGUUCCAGGAACUCAUUCAGAGCGGUAAGCCUGUGGUUGCUGAUUUUAUGGCUCCAUGGUGCGGCAAGUGCGCGCAGAUUGAACCGACGGUGGUGAGCCUGGCAGAAGCUCACCCUGAAGUGACGUUUGCGAAGAUGGAUGUGUCGAUUCCAGAAGUGGAGAAGCUCAAGGAUGAACUCGAGGUUGGGGCGUACCCGGAGUUCCGCUUCUUUAAGGAUGGCAAGGAGGUCCACGAGAAGAUUUCGGGAUACAAGAAGUCGUUGCUCAAGAAAGCGGUGGAGAAGUUGCUGUAA